Messenger RNA from Camelina sativa (false flax), 1791 nucleotides. Lineage: Eukaryota; Viridiplantae; Streptophyta; Magnoliopsida; Brassicales; Brassicaceae. The record is from RefSeq and is a predicted model, not a curated record.
AUGAAUGAAGGACUUAUGGCUGAAGUCUCAGACGCAGAGAUCAAAACUGCUUUGUUCUCUAUUGGUCCAACGCGAGCUCCCGGCCCUGAUGGAUUUAACGCAGCCUUUUACCAACACUUUUGGACGAUCGUAGGACCAGCCAUUGCUACGGAAGUCCGACAUUUUUUCAAAACUGGUAUAAUGCAGAAUGAGUGGAACCACACUAAUUUGUGCCUUAUUCCAAAGAUAACAGAGCCUAAGGCUAUGAAAGACCUCCGACCCAUCAGCCUCUGCAACGUUACAUAUAAGAUCAUCUCGAAAAUCUUGACCAAACGUCUCAAAAGUGUUCUACCCAAUGUUGUUUCUGAAAGUCAAGCUGCUUUCAUCCCAGGACGUUAUAUUACUGACAAUGUGUUGAUUGCUCAUGAAGUGCUUCAUUCUCUACGAGUUCGUAAGCGAUGUGCAACAUCCUACAUGGCGGUCAAAACAGAUAUUAGCAAAGCCUAUGACCGCAUUGAAUGGAGCUUUCUGGAAGAGGUGUUGAUACAUAAAGGAUUUCAUACAACCUGGAUCAAAUGGAUAAUGUCUUGUGUUCGAUCAGUCUCUUUCUCUGUUAUAAUAAAUGGAAGCCCAUAUGGCUCUUUUCGACCAACACGCGGCAUACGUCAAGCCACAAGAGAAGGGAGAAUCCAGGGUAUUCAAAUAAGUAACGGAGGACCUAGGGUCUCACAUCUCUUCUUCGCUGAUGAUUCCUUAUUCUUCGUGAAAGCGGACCACCGUAACAGCUCAACUCUUCUUAAGAUCUUUAAAGAAUAUGAGGACGCUUCUGGACAGAUGAUCAAUCUUGAAAAGUCGUCAAUCACCUUUGGAAACAGAGUCUAUCACCAUAACCAAGGAAGAAUUAAGCAGACACUAUUGAUACCAAAUAGUGGAGGUGGCGAGUUAGACAGUCUAAUAGCUAACUUUUGGUGGGGCUCCACAAAAAACAAAAGAAAACUCUCAUGGAUAGCAUGGAAAAAAUUGAUCACAUCGAAGCAAGAGGGUGGCCUAGGAUUUCGGGCCUUCCACUCCUUUAACCAAGCACUUCUAGCUAAUCAGAUUGAUGAUGAGUAUCUAUGGAGCUGCACGACGGAUGGCCAUUACACUGUGAAAUCUGGCUAUUGGAAAGCCCUUGACCUCGCCAAAACUGAUGAUACACCAAAGGCACCCCUGGCUACAAGACCAUAUAUUGCUAAAAGCAUUUGGAAUCUAGACAUUGCUCCUAAACUUAAGCACUUUCUUUGGCGUAUUGCUUCUGGAGCAAUUGGUGUUGCGGAGAACCUUAGACGAAGAAACAUAAUGAUAAACCCAUAUUGUUCAAGCUGUUGUUAUGAGGAAGAGACAAGCGAACAUAUCCUCUUCUCAUGUCCUAACAUCGCACCAUUGUGGAGAUCUACUGGUAUACCUACUCCUAUCUUAAGGGACUCAAAUGUCUCACUUGAGGAAAAACUACGAUACUUGUUCCACCUUCACCAGGAUACACGUAUCCCCAAACUUGAUCGGUAUACCCCAUUUUGGCUGAUGUGGCAUAUAUGGAAAAGCAGGAACUCAAUGGUUUUCAACAAGAAACAGAUUGAUCAGAAUGAUACAAAAACACAAGCUUUCACAGAUACAAAAGAAUGGUUGAACAAUACAGAGAAGCUGGAACAAUAUCAGGGGAACCAACAGGUACCUUCACGACAUGGAAAAUGGAAACCACCAGAUCAAAGAUGGGUGAAAUGCAACUUCGACGCUUCCCAUCAUGAAGGUAACAGGGACUCGGGACUGGGAUGA